CGAACUCUUUAGUUUUCUUCUCUCUCUCUCUCUCUCUCUCUCCCUCUAUCUGCCAAUCACUUUGUAUAUUCCAUUUCACUUUAUAUUAUUUCCUUUUGCAAGACAAAUCACACGAAAUUAUCACAUUUCAUGUGACCAUGUCCAAGGUUCUCGAGCCCCUAGAAGAAGAGAAAGUAGAACAUAAACCAAGAAAACAAGAAGAAGAAGAAGAAGAAGAAUUGAAGCACGAAGAGGUGUUAGGAUCUUUGUGUACACCAACUUCAAGUGAUCAUAAGAUUCCGGAGCUGGAUACUUGUCCUCCGGCGCCAAGAAAGCGACCGCGCGAGGUUCCUCCGACAAAGAAGAGAAGAUUGUCUAAAGAUCUUCGGUUGUUCGAAGCCACCGACGUUGGGAGCCACGAGGUAGAGACUCUCUUUGUCCAUAACCCAAACCCUGUCCGUAAAAAACGGAGGAGUAAUAGCGCGUGAAUCUUUGCUGUGUUUCUUCUUCUCCACAAACUUGAUUGUGUAGAUUCAUCGAUCCUUUCUAUACCUAUAAUAUUUAACUCGUUUCGUGUUUUAUUUAUUUCUUUUGAUGGGAUUGUAACUCUGUUUAUGUACAGAGGUUUUGUUAAUAUAUAUCGAUCUUGUGUAUGUCUCUUACAAUUUGAUUAUCAUGUCUCAAAAUAUGAUAUGGAUUUUUGUUUGUAAGAUUUAGCAAUAAAAUAACUUAAGAGAUAAGAGUAAUAGUGGGUGAAGUUUUAUUUUUUCUUAA
Molecule: messenger RNA, 753 nt
Organism: Brassica napus (rape)
Lineage: Eukaryota; Viridiplantae; Streptophyta; Magnoliopsida; Brassicales; Brassicaceae
Product: cyclin-dependent protein kinase inhibitor SMR2-like
Exons: 2
Coding region: 138-467 (109 amino acids)
Biological process (GO): regulation of DNA endoreduplication
Source: RefSeq, a predicted model, not a curated record